AUGUUUAGUUCAACUGAUAUAGGUUAUGUUUGUCUAACACAUCUAAGAAUGGUAAAGGAGGGACACAAGGACCUUCUGAAAGGAGCAAAAGAAGAUUUUGAUAAACUGGUCAAUGAGACACCUCCGCAGGAAGCAGACCUUGGCCCCUUAAUAGAGUCACGACAGUAUUUGGAAAAGUGUAUACAGGAAGUUGAAUAUUUGUUACAGUCCUCUUCUUUAGAGCAACCCGAUCAGGAUAUUAUUUUGGAUCAGCAGGCUGAGCAGGAGCUACAGCGACAACAGCAACAACAGCAGCAACAACAACAACAGCAACAACAACAACAGCAGCAGCAACAUCAUCAUCAUCAACAACAACAACAGAGACAGCAGCAAAACAUACAACAGCAAAUUCAGCAGCAAGAUCCACAACAGCAACCGCCAGGACAGAGACAGCAAAAUGAGACACCAAAUGAAUCAUACAACAAAGUAUCGCCGCUAAAUCGCGAUUUGCAUCCAUCUAAGCUUAAGACAGACAUGUCGAAUACAACGAUACAGAAUAAACUAGGUAAGAAGAGAACUCAGUCUUCCCGCGGUCAGCGACAGGUUCAAUCAUCUCAAUCUUCGAACUCGCCGCAGCCUGUUUCGAUCCCCGUAGACGAUAGCCAGGAUAUCGUAUCAGAGUCGACAGCAAGUAACAUAUUGAACACCAACUCUAUCUCCCAGUCAAGCCCUAGUACCGUUGUCUCAGUUGAAUCCGUGUUCAACCCCCCUGCCGAUAUGUCAAUAGAAGUAACAGCAUCCUCGGGCGAUACUAAUACUGCCAAUAGAAUGGAAUCUAACGUGCCAGGUUCUGAAGGAUUGGACGUAUCUAAGGUAGAUAGAAGAAGUUCGUGGAGCUUAGCCCAUACAAUCUCCAUUCAAGGGCGAGCAGAUCCUGUACGCGCCACUGAGUUUGUAUCCCGAAAUUCGCUACUUACUGCCACGGAUGACGGUGCAAUCAAUUUGUGGGAUCUAUCUAAAGGGGUCUCGCGACUUGUGCAUUCAUAUCAGGGACACCAUGGAGUUAUAUCUUCGCUUGCAUACUCCAGUUCGACUGGCAUAUUUUACUCUGCUGGUCAAGAUAGAACAGUGAGAUACUGGAACAAGAAUCCAACCAAAAAUUCGCGACCCAAUGUAGGGAUCCUCACAGGUCAUACUAAUUUUAUCUGGGAAUUAGCUAUGCAUGAAGAAAGUGGCUAUCUAGCAAGUUGUUCCUCGGAUGGAACUAUUCGACUAUGGGAUACCACUAAUCAUCAGUUAAUAUCUGCAUUAGGAAAAGGAAUGGGCGCAAAUUCGGCAACUCAGCCAACAUCGCUAGAUGAUAAGGGACUCCCUAUCACGACAAUAAAAUUUCAUGAUAACGGUAAAAAAUUGAUUGUCGGUUACGAGGAUAGUCACAUUGAGUUGAUCGAUAUUGAAACUGGCAAAACGAUAUUCGACUACGAAUCAGUAAUGUCGCGGUCGGACAAUAUAUAUCACGAUUCAAAUAGCCCACCAAUUAGCAAAGUUGUUGUCUCACAGCACGAUAAUCUGCUUUUGGGGGCUUACUCGGAUGGAUAUGUUCGCCAGUUUGAUCUAACAUCGGGUUCAUGUGUCCAUGAAUUACGGGCUCAGCCAGACAGUGUAUCUAGUGUUUCUGUAUCACCCAGCGGUGGAGAAUUUAUUUCGGGUGGGAAUGAUGGUAGUGUGAACAUUUGGUCUAUCCAUUCACAAUCCCUGAUUAGCCAGCUGCAUAGCCACAGGUCGGUAGAGGGUUGUCUUGAUGUCUACUGGCAAAGCCCCUCUACCAUAGCCAGUGCCGGAGGCGAUGGUGUAACUCGUGUAUACACCUCUUCGCUAAACUAA
Messenger RNA from Sugiyamaella lignohabitans, 1863 nucleotides. RefSeq names its product Cop1p (gene COP1). The transcript has a single exon. The coding region runs from base 1 to 1863 and encodes 620 amino acids. Gene Ontology annotation, molecular function: protein binding. The record is from RefSeq and is a predicted model, not a curated record. Lineage: Eukaryota; Fungi; Ascomycota; Dipodascomycetes; Dipodascales; Trichomonascaceae.